ACUGUAUAGGAGAGCACACUGUGGGGGAGAGAGAAACGUGUGUUCAGUUGCCUGUGUAGCAGAGUCUGUGCGUGCAUGUAGUGUUCGUGUGUGAGUCCGCACGAGAGAGCGAGAGACAGAGAGAACCGUUUUUGGUGUGGCUUGAGGUAGAGCGCGCGUGAGUAAUAAGAGUGUGAGGGCGGGAAAACACUCGGGAUUCCGUAAAAGUCGAUUUCAGACUGGUGUAUUUCAAGUUGCAGAUGCCGACAGAUGCUCUCAAAGACAGUAUCAAUAUCGAGGAAACACUGGUGAAGUGUGACAGUAUGACACUGUCCAGUGCCCCGCCUUUACGCAGAGGAAGUACCCCUCUGCCAAUCAAACACCAGCUCAGACGGGAGGAAGCAGUCCAUGAUGAUUGUGAUUGGACAUCAGGGUUGGCUGGACCUUCUCCUCCUCCAAUCAGUUUCAGCCCGGCGAAGGAUGAGACCAUCACCUCAGCGGUAGAGGGGGGACCCUCCUCUGAAGGGCCCUUUCGAAUUGCCCUGCUGGGGCAGAAUGGGGUGGGCAAGUCAUGCCUUGCUAUAGCCUUGGCUGGGGAUUUGGAUAGAACUGCAUCUGUGGAUUCUGAAGGGGAGGGCUAUGUGCACACUGUUACCGUGGAUGACGAGGACUGCACCAUCCUUAUCUACGACAACUGGAGGCAGGACGUGUCUGCUCUCCAGUGUGAGGUGUGUGUCCUGGUGUUCUCUGUGACGGACAGGCGCAGUUUCCACCGCACCGCCCAACUCCGCCUCCUCCUCAGGGAGACGCAGCCGCAAACUCCCAUCAUCCUCGUGGGCAACAAGAGCGACCUAGUCCGUUCACGUGAGGUCAGCACUCAAGAGGCCCUUACCAGCGCUUCUCUGUUUGACUGUCUGUAUGUGGAGAUGUCAGCCUCUCUGGAUCACCGCACGGCGGAGCUCUUGGAGUAUGCUGUGAGGUUAGCCAGGGGCCUCAACCCGGUGCCCCCAGGGGCCUGUGGGCACGACAUGGCUGGCGGCCGGGAGAGCAUCACCCACCGUGCUAAGCGUUUCCUCACUAGCCUGGUCCCACGCUACCCCCGUGAGAGGGAACGAGACGGGGGCAAGUUCUUUAGACAGAAGUCCCGGUCCUGCCAUGACCUGGGUGCCCUGUGAUCAGGGAUGAUGGCGGGAUAGAAGAGGGGUGUCUAGAAAGAGAGCAAGAGGGAAAUAAGAUGUAAGAAAUCGCAAAAUAGAGAGGGAUCUGAAGAGGUAAAUUAUGGUUAUGAGAAAAGUGAGUGUAAAUGUGUGAGUGUAAAAGUGAGUGAUGGGAGGAGGAUACAGUAGUGGGGGAUGACACAUGCAUAAAGCAGAGAAGAGCAGGAAGAGAGAAUGGCAUUAAAUAAGUGAUGGAUGUAUCUGGGUUUAUUCAUGUAGAAAUGUUGUACUAGAGAACCAUAGAUGAUAGAUAGAAAACCAUUCAUUAGCUGAACACAUGUAAAUACAACACAAAGCAUCAUAUUGUAGUGGUGGGACUGAUUCUCCACCUCCAUUCCGAUGUGAUUUCAGUGUGGACCAAAUAAAAUACUUUUAGAA
Messenger RNA from Coregonus clupeaformis (lake whitefish), 1574 nucleotides. RefSeq names its product GTP-binding protein REM 2-like. The transcript has 5 exons. Gene Ontology annotation, molecular function: GTP binding; calcium channel regulator activity; GTPase activity. The record is from RefSeq and is a predicted model, not a curated record. Lineage: Eukaryota; Metazoa; Chordata; Actinopteri; Salmoniformes; Salmonidae. Gene Ontology annotation, cellular component: plasma membrane. The coding region runs from base 240 to 1154 and encodes 304 amino acids.